AUGACAAUGACACAAAACUACCGCAUGUGCCUCACCGAAGCCCGGAAGCGCAACGUGUACAUUGUCGCCCGCCUCCUCAACGACAGCGCGUCCAAGAGCAAGCUGCCGGCGACCAAGCUCUCGGCCAAGCUGCCACUGGUCGCGUACAAGAUGGAGCACCGCAUCAACGAAGUCGCGCGCGGCCGCGUCCUCGACGAAAAGACCAUCAAGGUCCUCCUCUUGCACUUGAUCCAGCAAGCCCACCGCCGCCGGCGCCAGCAGCACCAGCUCCAGCAGCAAUUCACACAGCAACAACAACAGCAGCAGCAAGUACCCCAAACCCGGAGCGUGUCGACAGCCGCCGUGGCGGCCGCCGUCUGA
Molecule: messenger RNA, 360 nt
Organism: Saprolegnia parasitica CBS 223.65
Lineage: Eukaryota; Oomycota; Saprolegniomycetes; Saprolegniales; Saprolegniaceae
Exons: 1
Coding region: 1-360 (119 amino acids)
Source: RefSeq, a predicted model, not a curated record